Molecule: messenger RNA, 1314 nt
Organism: Candidozyma auris
Lineage: Eukaryota; Fungi; Ascomycota; Pichiomycetes; Serinales; Metschnikowiaceae
Gene: PRO2
Product: glutamate-5-semialdehyde dehydrogenase
Exons: 1
Coding region: 1-1314 (437 amino acids)
Molecular function (GO): glutamate-5-semialdehyde dehydrogenase (NADP+) activity; NADP binding
Source: RefSeq, a predicted model, not a curated record
AUGGCCGAACAGAUUGCCAGAGAUGCCAACCAGGCGUUUGGCGUGCUAAAGACGCUUUCCAACGAGCAGAGAUCGUCAGCUUUGCACCAGAUUCACGACGCUUUGAAAGCAGCCAAGCUGGAAAUCUUGAAGGCCAACGAGCAAGAUAUGACUGCUGCUGAAGAGAACCAAUUGGCGGCCUCUUUGAUCAAAAGAUUGGAUUUGGCUAAGAAUGACAAGUACGAGACAAUGUUGCAAGGGAUUCUCGAUGUGGCUGCGUUGCCUGACCCCGUGGGUAAAGUGACCAUGGCGAAGAAGAUUGACGAGGGGCUCGAGCUCCACAGAGUCACGGCGCCUCUCGGUGUCUUGCUUAUCAUUUUCGAAAGUAGACCCGAGGUGAUUGCCAACAUCUCGGCAUUGGCUAUCAAGUCGGGCAAUUGCGCCAUUUUGAAAGGCGGUAAGGAAUCGUAUCAGACUUUCAAGGCUAUCAGUGAUGUGGUGAACAAGACGUUGGAGAAGACGCCAGUUCCUCCGCAUGCGAUCCAGCUUAUUCAGUCCAGAGAGGAGGUGGGCGACUUAUUGGCCCAAGACAAAUACAUUGACUUGGUGAUCCCCAGAGGAUCAAAUGCGUUGGUGAGAAACAUCAAGGAGAACACCAAGAUUCCUGUUUUGGGGCAUGCGGAUGGAAUCUGCUCUAUCUACCUUGAUAAGGACGCCGAUUUGACCAUGGCUGCUCGUAUUGCUGUGGACUCCAAGACAAACUACCCUGCCGGUUGCAAUGCUGUAGAGCAGUUGUUAGUGCACCAAGACAUUGUUGCUGACAAGGAGAAGUUGAACAAGGUCUUGGGUGCCCUUGCUGCGGCCGAAGUUACUCUUCAUGUCGUUCCAGAGAUCAAGGCUCAGAUCGAGAAUAUUGACUCGCAGUUCAUCAAGGAUGCCGCUCCUGAUGCGUUUGACACCGAGUUCUUGUCUUUUGAUAUUGCUGUCAAGCCUGUGCUGGAUGUCAACGACGCCAUUGCUCACAUCAACGAACACUCGUCGAAGCACACAGACUGUGUCAUUACAGAGAAAAAGGAAGUGGCCGAAACGUUUUUGAAGGGAGUCGAUUCAGCCGGUGUAUACUGGAACUGUUCCACCAGGUUUGCUGAUGGUUUCAGAUACGGUUUUGGCACAGAGGUUGGAAUAUCCACGAAUAAGAUCCAUGCUAGGGGUCCUGUUGGCUUGGAAGGCUUGAUGAGUUACCAAUAUCAAUUAAGAGGUCACGGGCACAUUGCCUCUGAGUAUGUCGGUGCUGGUGGCACCAAGACAUUCGUGCACAAGGAUAUUGAGUACUAA